UCCAAAGGUUAAACCCCAAAGUCAAAAGAGAGCCCCCCAAAUUGAGCUCCGUCGCUAAACAGCCGUGCGAGUGAGCUUUCACAGAGACGAACAACCAGAGCUCGAUUACCCAGGAACGGACUUCGUCAACCUAGGGAAGUAUGAGUGAAGCCCCUGUAACUAAGUCAAUGGAGUCAAAGAAACCAGUUACUUUGAGUGGUACAGCUAAGGAUGCGAAACACGCCCCGACACUUGGCCUCGUUGACAUAGGUGAAAGUAAACGUGCUUACAUCUUUCGGGUUUCCCUACCUGGUGUCUGUAAACCUCAGUGCAAUGUAAAGCUCGAUAUACGGGCUGAUGGGCGUGUUGAAAUCAAAGGACUAAUGCAAGACAGUCAGUUUAUCAACAAUCAUGCCAAGAAAUACAAGCCCAGAGUCCAACAACUAGCCCCAUCUGGAAACUUCAACGUCGUGUUCAACUUACCUGGUCGGGUUGACCCGCGGUUGGUCUCACCCACUUUCCGAAACAGCGGGAUACUGGAAGUUGCGGUGAUGAAGCAUACCCUAUCCAACAAUCAACCCAUUAACCCGGGUACCCCCACCCUUGCUUCCUAGAGUGUUGUUUCUGUUUUAUUAGGGUCUGGUGUUAAGUCAACUCGGUGUUAAGAAACCCAGUUCUAGUUUUAGAUGUAUUUUUUAUGUUAUCAGCUCUUAUGAUUGUGACCAUUCUGCAUUAGUUUUACUUGGGUUUGCUUUCGCCGGGAGUAA
Molecule: messenger RNA, 746 nt
Organism: Helianthus annuus (common sunflower)
Lineage: Eukaryota; Viridiplantae; Streptophyta; Magnoliopsida; Asterales; Asteraceae
Product: increased DNA methylation 3
Exons: 3
Coding region: 141-593 (150 amino acids)
Cellular component (GO): nucleus
Source: RefSeq, a predicted model, not a curated record